Messenger RNA from Carassius gibelio (silver crucian carp), 1176 nucleotides. RefSeq names its product histone H1-like. Gene Ontology annotation, biological process: nucleosome assembly. Gene Ontology annotation, molecular function: structural constituent of chromatin; DNA binding. NCBI's taxonomy places the organism in Eukaryota, Metazoa, Chordata, Actinopteri, Cypriniformes, Cyprinidae. The transcript has a single exon. Gene Ontology annotation, cellular component: nucleosome. The record is from RefSeq and is a predicted model, not a curated record. The coding region runs from base 50 to 664 and encodes 204 amino acids.
UAUCAUUACUGAACCAAGCGUUCGGAAGACUACAAAUCCAGUACUAGAGAUGGCAGAAACCGCCCCAGCCGCAGCCGCCCCGCCGGCCAAAGCGCCUAAGAAGAAGUCCGCCGCUAAAGCCAAGAAAGCAGGUCCAUCUGUCGGUGAUCUGAUCGUUAAAGCCGUGUCCGCAUCCAAGGAGAGGAGCGGCGUGUCUCUCGCUGCUCUGAAGAAAGCUCUCGCCGCCGGCGGCUACGACGUGGAGAAGAAAAACUCCCGCAUCAAGCUCGCCAUCAAGAGCCUGGUGACUAAAGGCAUCCUGCUGCAGGUCAAAGGAACCGGCGCCUCUGGAUCCUUCAAGAUCAGCAAGAAGGAGACCGAGACCAAGAAGAAGCCGGCGAAGAAAGCGGCUCCUAAAGCCAAGAAGCCCGCGGCCAAGAAACCCGCUGCUGCCAAGAAGCCCAAGAGCGCAGCGGCAAAGAAGCCCGCCGCUAAGAAAUCCCCCAAGAAGGCCAAGAAACCCGCUGCCGCCGCCAAGAAGGCCACGAAGAGCCCCAAGAAGGCGAAGAAGCCCGUGGCGCCCAAGAAAGCAGCCAAGAGCCCCAAAAAGACCAAGGCCGCCAAACCCAAGACAGCGAAGCCUAAAGCUGCCAAGCCUAAAAAGGCAGCUCCCAAGAAGAAGUAAAAACUUGCUGUUCUAUUCCCCAACGGCUCUUUUCAGAGCCACCCACAAACUCGAAAGAAAGAGCAGUUUACUUUAUGGAAGUAAAGUUAGUAUAAGACAUGUAAGUAUACUGUAUGACCAUUGUAUUUUAAAAACUAUACAAUUAAUAAAACGACAGACACAACAUGACAGUAAUCCAUCACCAACACAACAAAUAACUGAGCACUAAAUAGGACAUUUAUAAGAUCUUAUGACCACGGGUGUGUGACCAGUUUUUCUGCUUGCUUAUGUUUGCUGAAAUCAAUGGUCAACUGUAGUCUUAUCCACACUGAAAAAAAAAAGUAUCACACCACGGAACAAAAAGACCAACCUCUCUUGUGUUGUCCAAAUCAUUAUUUUGUUUGAUUAGAAAAUGUUUGUAGACAGCAAGAUUACUCAGUAUACCUAACAUUAGAAGAAUACAGUGCGAAUAAAAUAGUUAAUUAACAAGAUAAAUUAGAUGUAUCUGAGCUUACCGCGAUUUACAAUGUUGU